AUGACAACAGGAGUUCAGGGUGGAUCUGGAAGUCUUAGAGUUGAGAAGACUCAACCAUCAGAUGAUAGUGCUCAUCGGAAACAGCAGGCGGAUAAGGAAAAGAGGAAAAUCAAGAAAGAAGAUAAGGAGAAGAAGAAAUCAAAAGAGCCGAAAGUUAAACCAGGGCCGCCUGGAACCGAAAAGUCGCCAACGCCACCGGAGAAGAAAGUGAGCAAUCUGUACAACAUUCUUGGAGAUGUUUCAGAUACAAAAAGCAGUUUGGAUGGAACGACUCCAGAUGGCUCAAAGAAGAAGAAGGAGAAAGAAGAAAAGGCUCCGAUGACACCAGAAGCGAAGACUCCAGAAACUGUUGGACCGCCUAUGAUGGAUGUGAAGAAGGAGGAUUCAAAACGAGGAUCAAAAGAAAAAGAAGAGCCAGUUGAGACGAAGGCAGAGAAGCCGAAAGAAGUGAUAAUAAAAGAAGGAUUGAAGUAUGGAUUUGAUGAGAUGAAAUUGGAAUCUGACAGAGAUAAUUUGGACGAGAAGCCGGAGAAGAAAAAGGAUGGGUCGGAUCCAAAGAAGCCGAAAGAUGCAUCUGAUCCUAAGAAGCUGAAAGACGGUUCGGAUUCUCCUAAAAAGCCAAAAAAUGGAUCUGAUAUCAAGAAACCAAAAGAUUCGUCAGAUCACAAAAAACCGAAAGUGGGAUCAGACCUUAAAAACCCCAAUGGGUCAUCAGAUCCUAAAAAGCCAAAAGAUGGGUCGGAUUCUCCUAAAAAGCCAAAGGAUUCUUCAGAUCCCAAGAAACUGAAAUCAGAGAGUCUGAAACUCAAAAAGACGCAAUCCACAUCACCAGUGAGUCAUUUAAGUUUGAGCUCAAUUAUCUCAAUUCCUACGCAAGAUUUUAGAAAUAUGCCAACUGAUAAGAUAUUUAUCAUACUGUCAUCAAUAUUUUAUCAGUUAACAUCAAUAUUUUAUCAGUUAAGGCAAUUGUCAAAACUUUGA
This is a messenger RNA of Caenorhabditis briggsae, 981 nucleotides long. Bases 1 to 981 code for a protein of 326 amino acids. The transcript is spliced from 3 exons. The record is from RefSeq and is a predicted model, not a curated record. Lineage: Eukaryota; Metazoa; Nematoda; Chromadorea; Rhabditida; Rhabditidae.